GCGCUGGGAUUGGUCACUAGAUUUCGAAGCCAUCUCUUUUUUUUUUUGGGGCACGCAGCACAAAUUAAACUGGCCUACUGUAUGGCAUACUCCCGUCAAGAGAAAUCAACAGAUUGUGAAAGUUCAGACUCUGUGCGACAGAAAACGUGCAGAAGACAGCAACUUCAAGACCAAACACACACAAAAAAAAGUCGCGCCAGUUUGCCACGUCGGCAAAUAAGAUCCUCUCCUUAUUUGCCUCGGUCAUUCCGGAAUUUGCCGUGUCCAGAGCAAAACAUUUGCCCCAGCUUUUCUAACAACAUGUCCGACUACAGCCUCAUCAUCUCCGGCGACUGCGGCGGCACCAACACGCGUCUGUCGCUGUGGAAGAUCCCCAACGGCGCCACGCAACUCAAGGGCAACAUCGCCCCGGGUGAUGCCAUCUUCGCCAAGAAAUACCUCAACGAGGACCACGCGAGCUUCAACGAGGUGUGCCACCUCUUCAUGAACGAGGCCAAGCUCACGGACCACGUGCCCGAGGCCUGUGUGCUGGCCUGUGCCGGUCCUAUCCUCAACAACACGAAGUUCCCCGAGAAGGUGGACCCGAAGGUGCACGAGCAGUUCCUGACUGCCAACACGCAGCAGGGCAAGGUGAUCGGUGAGAACGCCAAGACGAACGAGCUGUGCAACCAGACUCUGGAGAUCUUCGUGGGUGCGUAUGGCCGUGAGGCUGGUAACGCGAUGCUCAAGUAUCUGCCUCGCGGUGGCUUCUACAUCACGGGUGGUCUGGCCCCCAAGAACCUGGACUACUUCACUAAGAAGGACAUUUUCCUCAAGUCUCUGUUCGACAAGGGUCGUGUGAGCCCUGCACUUAAGGCUUGCCCCAUCUACUUGGUGCUUACGGAGGAGCUUGGCGAGCGCGGCGCUCACUUCUACGCGUACCAGUUGCUGCACUCGAACGCGUAA
Messenger RNA from Phytophthora nicotianae INRA-310, 945 nucleotides. RefSeq lists its product as hypothetical. Gene Ontology annotation, biological process: glucose 6-phosphate metabolic process; glycolytic process. Lineage: Eukaryota; Oomycota; Peronosporomycetes; Peronosporales; Peronosporaceae. The record is from RefSeq and is a predicted model, not a curated record. Gene Ontology annotation, molecular function: glucokinase activity; ATP binding; D-glucose binding. The transcript has 2 exons. The coding region runs from base 82 to 945 and encodes 287 amino acids.